UGAAGUCUUAAAUAGCGAGUCAGUCACUCCAUUAAACCGAAUUUGUAUGAGUCUAAAGAGGAUUUUAGACUUGGAAAGUGUCAUGACAAUAUUUUGGGAUAGUCUACACAACUUUGAAACUGUUAACAAUAUCAAUAAACCUCAACAAUCCACAC
Messenger RNA from Dentiscutata heterogama, 155 nucleotides. The record is from the annotation of a GenBank genome assembly. NCBI's taxonomy places the organism in Eukaryota, Fungi, Glomeromycota, Glomeromycetes, Diversisporales, Gigasporaceae.